This is a messenger RNA of Rhipicephalus microplus (southern cattle tick), 711 nucleotides long. Its product is annotated as leucine-rich repeat extensin-like protein 5. NCBI's taxonomy places the organism in Eukaryota, Metazoa, Arthropoda, Arachnida, Ixodida, Ixodidae. The record is from RefSeq and is a predicted model, not a curated record.
AUGACUGCAGGUUCUGCGGCGCAAACACCCGGUUUCUACGGCAGUUUCUCCAGCGGCUUCGGCUGCGACGUCUGUGACUGCCUGUGUUUCGAGAAGAGCCAGCGACCUCAUCCACCCGACAAACCUUUGCCAGAUGAGAGCGGAUUUGCGGACUACCUUUCACCUCCUCCCCCGGUGAGCCCGUACGGCCUGUCCUACUACAGGCCCCCUCCACCGACGCAGGGCUACUACGUGCCUCCACCAGUGCAGAUCUACCCUGCACCGAUGCAGGGCUACUACGCCCCUUCCUACUAUCCCCCUCCCCCUCCUCCGCUGAUGCCCCGUCCUCCCCUGAUUCAACCCUACAAUCCUCCUUUCUUGGGGCGCUACCGUGUGGUCCGUGCGCCAACCUCCGGCCAGCAAGAGCAGCCGUUUGUGAGCACAUUUUUGUACGGUGCGCUGGUGAUCGUCAGCGUGGUGCUCUUCACCCUGUUGAUUGCAACUGUUUUCGCGGUGACAGAUGAGACUGCGUUUGCGAGAUACUUUUCGCCCCCGUCCGUCGCUCCACAUGACCGGGGCAACUACGUGCGCUACGGCUACGACCCUCCUCCUUCACUUCCACCACCACCUCCUCCUCCUCCUCAAGAGCUUCCGCCUCUUCUCCAGCCAGCUCCCUACAAUACCUCGAGAAAAAGUCGCACCAGUAAAACUCAAGCUUUCAGCACCCAUUAG